AUGGCUUCAGUAAGUACCUAUACACACAUACAAUUCACGUAAUAUCAUAUCUAUAGAGGUUCGGGCUGAAAUUCAUUCGAUUCGUAUAUUAAUAAUCGUCGACGUUGAAAGUCUCGAAUAGAACUUUCCAAACAUAAAAUUCGUUUAUAGAGCGAAGAAAAACUAAAAAAAAAAAUAAAAUAGCUAACUUUAUAUCGACUUUAUAUUGCCGACGGCGCGAGUGUAGUUUUGCGAGUCCGAAGACACUUUAAUUGUUUUUAUGUUUUACAAGUGAGUGGGUGGCUGAUUCAGUUGAGCAGAUCGUGGGUGUGAGGUGCUUGAGAUAGCAUAUGAAUUGGUUUACGUUUAAAUUUGUUUGCAAUAGGCGUCGAAAGGCGAGUUAAAUUAGCUCGAUUCAUUCAGCAAUAACAAUGCAACAAUAUAUCGGAGGCGUGGGAUCUUUUAUCAAAAAACAAGUGGGCGAGCAAAUUAGUGGGUAGUUCAAAUAAUCGUUUGUCGCAAUCACGCACGUGAAAAUUGUUCACUGAAUCUGUAUAUAAUGUUUCGCCGGCAAUUUAGCUGAUGGAAACAUUAGACUCAAAAUAUAUUACCGUCGUACUAAUAUUAUUAUUGUCGAAAUUCUUUCCCGAAAAUACAAAAUAGAGACUAUUGUGCCUUUUAUAAUACAUGUUAUAAUCUUUCACCGUUACUUUUGGACAUUUUUAGAGGCUUCUAAUUGAUCAAACUCGGGUUAAAACUCGGGAAUUAGAAUCGGUUUAUAGGCGAAUAUUGAAGUGAUACGAUUUCGGUUGAAUUUCACCGUGUUGUUGCGAGAGACGGGCGUUUUUUAGUUUUAUACGUUCCUACAGACUCCCUCCGAAACGAAGCCGGAAAAAUUUAAUUUUGUGUAUAUGCACGUUGUAAAUAUAUAUAAAGGAUGUGUAUUUCGGGGGUUUCGACUUUCAUUUAGGCUCGAAUCACACGUUUUCGCGAGAAAUAUCGUGGGUGUUAAACACACCCAAGGGGCUAAAAUGUGAUGAAACUCUGGUGACCAUACCUGUUUUCGAUUAAUUAUACAUAAACAAAAAAAAUGAAAUAUUGUAAAAGACGACCGGUCGACCGGAGAAAAAUUCGACCAUUUCGGUGACAAAAUGACUCUGCUGCGCGCGGGCAUUUUUAAUGUUUUUACACCUGGCACUUUUAACAGAGAAAUCUAAUGAUUGACCGGAUUUCAGAUAUCAGUCGCAGCGUUAUUGGCGAUAUUGGCGUUGGUCGGUGUUACGUCGGCUCGUCCCGGGGGCACCGACGGCGCGACAGCGGACGGCAACGGCCACGGCCGCGUUCAGCUGCAGCAGCCGGACCAUACGGCGCUCGAAGAAGUGGCGAUACCUCUGUACAGGGCCGCGGACACCAAAUCGCCGCACAAGGAACACAGUGGCGGCGGAAAACUAUCCAUCGUCCAUCUGAUAAUGAUCAUCGGCAAAGUGAUCGCUCCGCUGGUAGGCGCCAUCGUCGAGCCGCUGCUGAUCAACAUCGUCAAAGGCAUCACGUGGGCGAUAACAUAUUCGUUGGCUUCUGGUAAAUAAAAUAAUAAUUCGACAUAAGUAUAAUAAACCUAAAUAGUGCAAAUUGGAAUUCGAAAACCACCGAAAGUCAACAGAACGCUUCUCGAAAACCGAUUGCGUGCAAGUUUAAGUACGAAUAUUAUUCAUGUAUACGAUUCGGUUGACGCAGCGCGUAAUAUAGAAACAACAUUUUGAUGCAUUUUUUACGUUUGUUUUGCUUUUGUAUCCUCUACGACGUAAAAUUUUACAUUAAUUUUUUUUCGCCCUUGUUUUAGGGGAUAAAACCACUACCUAAUUUUGGUUUUCAAAUGACAAUCUAUACAGGGGGGGAGGGAAAUGCCAUAAAUAGAUGGAGUGUGUUGGUUUAAAUCAAUUUUGGUGUUGACAAUUUUUAAUUUCCGUCAACCCGUUGACGAGAUAUUCCACUUUGAAGUUUAGGCGGGCAGAGUGUAAUAUAGUGGCGCAUCAUAUGGACGCGCGGAGUUUUAAAUAAAAAUACCUAUAAGUAAAAAAUAGGAAAUAGUAAACAAUUUGUGUACAAUUCAAUGUAUUAUAACACUGAUUAUUUUAUAUCAUUCAAUAUACCAUAGCACUUUCUAAUCACGUUUUUAUUUUGAAAAUAUUUAAAAUCUUCCGAGUUUUUUUCCGUUUGUAUGGACGGCAAUAAAUACAGUCAACUCGAAUUCAAACUUUUGAUAAUUCGAAACUUUCGGUAAUUGGAAGUAAAUGCUCGUUCUCUUGAAAAUUUCGCGGUAAUUCGAAUAAAAACAAUUCAUUUAAGUAAGUAAGACUCUGUAAUUCGAAAUUAAAUUUUAGGAAAACUGGCCAUUAAAACGUAACAAUUCGAAGUUUCAUCCGUUCAACGCCAAGAAAUUUGAAGUUUAUUCACCGAAUGUAUUUCUAAUAAUCUUUUCGUUAAUUUAUUAUUAUUUUCGAUAACUAUAAAAUUAUUAUCAUAUAAGUACUUUAUCGUAAACAUUUUAUUUCUUAAUCGUCUCUCUUAUCGUAUUUUAACUCGUUAAAAGCCAAUAAAUACUGUAAUACCGCCUAAUUUGCUGAAAUAUUUAAUAAUUAUAAUAAAAAACUAACAUUUUUUCAAAAUUCAGUAAUUCUAAUUUUUUUUUUUUGCUCUUUCGAUAUUUCGAACUACUCAGCAAAUCGAAAUCUCGGUAUUUCGAAAUAUUUCAUAAUUCCUGCCAACUUCAAAUUAUCGAGCGUCGACUGUAUUACCGUUUAUUUUUGUCAACGCGUUAUGUUAAAAUUCGUUAAAAAUACAAACAAUUGUAAUUUAGUAUACAAUAAAAAAAAAAAACAUACAAUUUUCAAUUGGAAUUAGUCAACCUAACGGCAGCGGUCCUCCAGCAAUGUGAAGUACCUACGCCCUACAUUGUGGCUUUUCAAAUUUGUGUAUACUUAAGGAUUUACCCCGAUAAUUAUUGUUGAUGUUUGCUCUAAAAUUCUGUGGCGGCUUGUACCCUUUUUUACCACCUCACUUAUAGGUAUAUACGAUUAGAAAGUUAUGGCGGCUGGCUCUACAAUUUGUCAUUUCAAUAGUUCCAGCCACACGCCUAAAAUUCCAUCGGGUUUCGUUACCGAAUUUUCGAACCAUCAUCAAAACAGAGACGGAUUCAGGGGGCCUAGGAGCCCAAGCUCCCCUCUAUACAUAUUAUUUUUCCGAUUUUUUUUUUUUUUAUAAUUCUCUAUAGAUCCUGAUAUUACUACAUUCCAAUCACAGAUAUGUAUGAUAAUACAAUAAUAUAUUAUACUAUGUAUUGUAAUUGUAUUUUUGUUGUAAAUAAAUUGUUGCCCCCCCCCCUCAGAUCUUUGCUCUGUAUCGAUACAUUUUUUAUAGGGGUAAAUCAAAAUUUUAUCAUGUUAUAUAAUUAUAUUAUAGAGAUAAACUAUAAUAUAUUAUGAUGUAACCUUUACCGCGGUUGUAAAGUGUCUACGUAUUUAUCCGUGUUACAUAAAUUAAAUAUUUCGUACGAUUGGCACAAUAUUAUCGAAUAAUACGGUUGGGCAAUUUUAGAAAGUUUAAAUAAUCGUACGUCUUAUAAUAUCGCCGCUAUAGGUACCUAGUCCUCUCCCGCCACACAGUGAUUGUAUAAUUACUAGCUAUAUUUAAAUUAUUAUACUGCAUCUUUUGUACAAGAGGGCCGUAAUAUAGGAAUCGAACAUUUUUCAAUUUUAAAAUUUCGGUGUCCCUGAACUCUUGCUAUUUUUUUUUUUAUACAGUGGUGCGAUCUAUGUAGUUAUAUAUUAUUUAAUUGUCGGUUAAUGAAAUAAACUUAUUGUGCACAUUGAUAGCAGGUACCUAGCUGAGAACAAUAAAGCCGUAAAACGAAACGCGACCUUCUAUAACACUAAUAUACGAAUAUUUCUUGAUAACGUGAAUGGACGUCGUGGAACGAUUUAGCCAUAACAUAAUUCGGCCUUCUUGCAUUAAAACAUUUUUAUAACAUUAACAAAUCCGUAUUGUCAGUGAAACAACGUCAUACCGGUUAGAAAAUAAUGUUGUCUUGAACAAUUUAGAUACUAUAUUUAAUAUACAGCCUUCUUGAACUGAGAAUGCGAUAUACAGAGUGAAAAUAAAGGAUAUAAUCUUUCAUAUGAUAUCCGUACUCAGUAGUCAGCAUACUUAUAACCUAUACUUUAAAGGUGGUAUUUUCUUUUUUUUUAAACUCAAAAAUUUACGUCUUUAAGUUAUAACUGAACAAGUUUUUCUGUUAAGUAAAAAUGACUACCACGAUGAAAACGGGUGAACAAUUUUAAUAUGAAAUGAUAUGUGACAUAAAUCGUGUGCAUAAAAAAAUUUAAAAAAAUCGUUUGAUUAUAUCUGCAUUGAGUUAGUAUGUAAAUAUAGAUCUACAAGUAAGCGAAAUUAAUAGGUACCAAGUAAUGUAUAAUGUUUAUUUAUUUCAUGUAAUUAAAAAUAAUCGCAAUGCAGAUAUCGUCAAACGAUUGGCUAAGAAAUUGUACCCUAAAUUGAUGCGUCACACAAUUUGUAGUAAAUUUAUCACCGUCAAUCACCAUUAACCAUGACUAAUUACUAAAAGGUGCUAAAACGGUGUCACAUAUUUAUUUCAGAAUCAAAAUUGUUCACCCUUCUUCGUGGUGAUAAUCGUUUUUAAUUUGCAGAAAAACUCGUUCACUCCGGUCCACACAACAAAGUCGGUCUCAUCACACACUUGUAAAACGCUUACCUUUAAGUCUCAUUGGAACACAUAUCGUAUUGUCACAUAACACACCUGACGCUUUUCUCCGCUUUAUCCAACCCCGCUUAACGCUCAUCCUACGUUUCACGCCCUCGUCAAAGCCACCGUUCUAUUAUACAAAGGUCCCAAGUACGUAAAAAAUUAAAACUUAAAAUCUCGUCUAUUGUACAUUAUGACUAAGUAAUGUAAGAUAAUAAUAAUACAUUCAUUCGUACGUUUUACUCGGCGCACAAUCGAAUCCCAACUGAAUAACUAUAAUAUUUGAUAUUGGUCAAUAGACAUCGAACGAUAAACAAUUGCAGUCGGAUGAAGUUAUUAUUAUUGAAUCUCAUCUUUUGUACGUUUUAAUAUUAUUGUAUGUCCAAUAAACAUUCGAGUACCGGUGGGUCAGUCACAUUUCUCGUUGCAUUUUGUGAAUUUAGUUGGUAACGUCGAAAAUAUUACUGCUGGAACAAUGGUACCUACUCGGUUUCGUAUCUUUUUUUUUUAAAUUAUUGUUACAGCAUUUAUUCAAACAGCGUCCAAAUAACUAUUCACUAACGGUGAACAUGUUAUAUUAUAUCCAUUCAGAGGCUGAUGUAAAAAAUAGCCGGUUAACGUACGCAAAUAUAAUACUAUAAUGCAUUUCAAGUAUCCACUUUAUAUAUUAAAUAUUACGUAUGACUAAUAUGACUAGGUAUGGCACUAAUGUGCACAUUAGUCACAUUUCGGACUUAGGUCGGUAUUAACACACAGACGUUUAAUUCGCAGGGUUCGAUAAACCGCCGAGCUACGAACACUUCGUACCGGCGUUGAUACACCACGGCGGCGGCGGCGCCAUCAACGGCAUAAUCAAUGGCGUUAGCGGAGGGAACGGGGGUGGCGGCGGCGGCGGCGGCGGCGGCGAUGACGACGACGACUACGAUAACGGCGGCAGUGUAGGCGGCGGCGACGAAUACGAAUCGCACAAGCCGGUCGCUUAUUCGCUGAAACAGUUACCGGAACUGGCGCUACAGCUGACCAGUACCGUUCUCUCAGAGUCCAGUCGACCGGACCGGGAACAGGCCGUGGAGAACGCCGAGAGAAACCUCGCGGGACUUCUGGCCCAGCGCCAACGGGGCGAACCAGUACUGCGGCGAUAACGACGGGGCGAUCGCGUGAUCCAAAGAGGUCCGCGUGA
This is a messenger RNA of Cinara cedri, 5918 nucleotides long. Lineage: Eukaryota; Metazoa; Arthropoda; Insecta; Hemiptera; Aphididae. The record is from the annotation of a GenBank genome assembly.